Emericellopsis cladophorae is the source of this 414-nucleotide messenger RNA. RefSeq lists its product as uncharacterized. Bases 1 to 414 code for a protein of 137 amino acids. The record is from RefSeq and is a predicted model, not a curated record. Lineage: Eukaryota; Fungi; Ascomycota; Sordariomycetes; Hypocreales; Bionectriaceae. The transcript has a single exon.
AUGACCAAAGGCUGCUCCCGCCACAACCUCACCAAGGCCGUCGCAGUCUGGGCAGCUACCGUGUCCAACUUCACUGGCUACGACAGCAUGUGGGGCCCCCUGCGUGCCCCCGACUCGCACCACAACCUCUACCCAUCGACUCUCGACGUUCCGGCCCGCAUGAACGCGACCGUGUUCCGGAAGAUGAUUGAGGACGUCCUGCCCGACUUGACCGAAUUCAAGAUAUGGCGGGACGAGGACUUUCCCAUCAUCGUCGACGAGAAGAAGUGCUCCGUCUUCUUCCGCACCCUCGCCGAGGGCGUGUUUGAUGGGGGCCGCCCGUAUACCCAGGAGUACUUUUUGCUUCAGGAGUGGACUAGGGACGGCAAGUUAAUCCAGGAGUCGUGGGAGAUGCUAGACCCCAAUGCGAUCUGA